This is a messenger RNA of Tuber melanosporum (Perigord truffle), 926 nucleotides long. RefSeq lists its product as uncharacterized. Lineage: Eukaryota; Fungi; Ascomycota; Pezizomycetes; Pezizales; Tuberaceae. The record is from RefSeq and is a predicted model, not a curated record. The transcript has 3 exons. Gene Ontology annotation, cellular component: nucleus; Ctf18 RFC-like complex; chromosome, centromeric region. Gene Ontology annotation, biological process: maintenance of mitotic sister chromatid cohesion; mitotic sister chromatid cohesion. Bases 48 to 926 code for a protein of 292 amino acids.
GCAUAACCACCGUCAAAUUCUUCAAACAUUCUCAUAAUAUCACCACAAUGUCUACACAAGCAAACACCGGGAUUCCCUUCUCAUACUCCCAGUCACAAUCUCCCAUUCGUCUACUGGAGCUCCCGCCAGCUCUCCUGUCACUCGUUACCUCUCAUUCACCACCGAUAAUCCAAAUAAAAGCGGCCCCAACACCCGCAAAUACCACCGGCCCCCGAGGAUCAGGGGACCACGCGGUCCUCUGUACUCCAACGCAGACCUUCUCCCUCCGACACGUCCAUUGCUCAAAUUCAAUCCUCCUCAUCCAGCCUUCGGAGCCCCCGCCUCCAAGUCCAGUUGAAGACGAGCAGCAGCAGGCCUUUCCUCUCACAUCUACGGGGUUGAAGGCGGUCGCCACGGCUGGUUCCUGGUUGGAAUUAAUUCCCGUGACCCCAGACUGCGCAAGCAUUCUACGAGAAAAGAUACCAGUAUACCAUGGAUGGACAGACAAUCAUCCGGUGCCUCCGGCAAUGGAGGAACCAAUAUCUAGAGCUCGACUGCUCGACUCCAUACCCGUCAGUGACGCGGAGUUUUCUAUUGCUUGGGAUGCGCUUCUUGCGUUUGAGACGGAUAGUGGUGAGGCUUUUCGUCCUUCGGCAGCAGCAAUUCUAAAGGCGAUCUCCGAAAUCAAUACCUCGGCUACUGCAGAAUCAUUUUCGCUCUCUACGCCUUCGGGAUUUACGGUUUCCGCUAUUCUUGGGAUGCUGGAUGAUGUAGAGAUGCCCGCUGGUCUUGUCAUGGCGGUGAUUGGGGGUAUGUGCGAUCGGGUAGAAGAGAGCAUGGACGACAACGCCUGGCGAUUAAACACAGAUAAAUGCUGUGUCUCAGGAAAUUGGGGCGCGUCGAUUGAACGCAGCAACUUUGAUCACAGAAUCCGCCUUCAUGGCUAA